AUGUUGUCGGCCCCCGUCAAACAGGCCAAGCGCAUCUCCUCGCUCUUCUCCCUUGGUUCGCACUCGCAGAAGGACCAGGGCUCCUCCAACAACUCCUCCCCCGUCGGUUCCCCUGGGUUGGUCAAAGGCUCGCCCGACCAGCUUCCUCGCGAUCAACAACAACAGCACCAGCAACACCACCGCCGCAGCAGCUCCCGACACACUCGUGGAGGUACCAGUCCGCAUGUCGACCCGACCGAACCUCGAACAAUUGUGUCCCCGGGUCCUAUCGACCAGUUGGAUCUCGAUAGCCCCUUACAACCACCCCCGUCGCUGCUUGCCUUGAACCAGGACCUGGCGGAUACUAGUGGCACCGGCCCUGAUGGCCGCCCUCAGAGCAGGGGUCGCUCCUCCAGCGCGGGAGGACUGUUCGUCCCGGGCACCGGUCCGGAUUCACGGCCGGGUACUCCCAGCAAGCGCCGCAGUUGGAUGCCCGGCCGUAUGCGCGCCAGUUCCAUGGAUCGACGGGUUCAGCAGAUGCCCAAUGCCUGGAUCGCCGGUCUCGACCAGAAGGUCCCCUACGAGCUGGAUCCCUUGGUUCGGGGGCAACAGAUACCCGAGUUGUGGAGUGAGCAGGGCGAUACCCUGGUCUACCUGUUCCCCCAGAACACCGGCCGUCCGGCCUCGUUCAGAGUCGACUCAAGCAUCUUUGUGGAAUCACAGUCGCUGACAUUCCUUGCUCGCGGCACCGACAUGCAGGCCGCCGCUCUCGAGCAGCAGGCCCGCCGCCUCUCGCUUGGAGGCCCCGCCUCGCCCGCGCUCUCGGCCCAAGACCGACUGGCCGAGCAUGACGCUGGCAGCUCUGGCAGCCGCGCAAUGGGUAUGGACGAGGAAGAUGACGGCGAAACGCAGCAGCUGCACCUCUACCUGCCUGUGCCACUCAAUAGCGACGUCUCCAACGACCAGUCCACCCUGUCCCAGGAGGACACGGAGACCCUCGUUCUGUUUCGGAACCUGUUCGCCUUCCUUCUGGGCCAGUCGCUGAUCGCCACCCCCCGUUCGCCCAGCCUGUUCGCCAUCUUCAUGGAUAUCUCCACCCUGCUGGCCCGCUUCGAGUUCUCCAACCUGGACGGCUCCAACUUUGGCGAGACCGCCACCACCAGCUUCGCCAACUACUGCGAGGAGCUGCACCUGGCUGACGUCCGCAAAAGCCGCGAGAAGACCAUCGAGGCCAUCGUCCUGGGCGAGCGCCUGCGCUACUACCCGCUCUAUCUCGAAGGCUUUGUGCACGGUGUGGGCAAGCUUGACGAGCUCAAGCAGCUGCGUAGCCCCAAGUUCGGCCUCAUCCAUCCCGUCACCCAGAAGCGCAUGGAGCGCGGCUUCAUCGACCUCGACACCCGCCUCAGAAUCCUCAACAGCAAGCUCGACGACUUUGACUUCCCCUCGCUCUGGUCCGGUAUCGCCAACUCCACCACCUCCGCCGAGAGCAAGGUCGUUCGCUUCAAGGCCUGGAAGGCCGCCUUCCUCGAGUUCCGUCGCUUCACCAUGCAGUUCUACCGCCAGAAGUACGGCUCCUGGCCGCCCAAGGCCCACUCCAAGAAGAAUGCCUUUGAGGAGAGCGGCCUGAACCGCCUGCUGCUGCGUGACCUCUAUCAUGACUUUGCCGAUCUGUACGACCUCCUGGUCAACCGCACCUCCCUGACCACCCGCACGGUCGACCUGGCGCCACUCGAUGCCGGCGCGACCGCCGAUCCGCGCGAGCUGACCUUGCGCGCCCUGCGCCAGAUCCUCAGCGAGUACGACCGCAGCACCCCACCCGUGCAGCCGCCCAUCCCCUUUGAUACCCCGCAGCUACCUACGCUUGAUCCCCUGCACCGCAAGCCCGUCGACGCAAAGAAGGAGAAUAAGCUGCGCUCCAAGAAGCUCAAGGACGUCGACAUCAAUGCCGUCCUCAUGGGCUCCUACACCCGCGAAAGCAUCAAGCCCACCCCCUGGAUCGAGAGCUUCAUGCAGUUCGAGCGCCGCGCCGCCCACGGCAAAAAUCUAGACGACAUCAUGGACCUGCGCUGCGGCCAGUGGAUCUUCCUCUAUGCUGUCAUCCAGUCGCUGCCCAUGCUGAUCGUGGACGUCGCGGACAUCAGAUACACCGAGGGCGUCGAGUACCUUCUCUGUGUCGCCCCGCGCGGCGGUGCCCCCUGGAUCCAGAACGACAGCCAGACCGCCCGCAGUUGGUUCGGCGUCGCCGGUGGCGCCGGCGUCGUGAGCUUGCCCUCAGAUGUCGUAAUCAACGGUGUCGAGGGCGUCUACCGCCGCAGUCACUGCUGGCGCGUUGCAGAGCAAUGGGCGGAAGCCGCGGGAGCCCUGCUGGAACCCUCCGCCCCCAAUGUUCCCUGGCCACUCGCCGGGUCUGCCGCCGCCGUUGACGACAAUUACGACAUGGAAUCUUCCAUCUCCUCGCCCUACCCUGCGCAGCAAUCGUCGACAGGUUCCAUGUCUGACCACCUCCAGCAGCAAUAUCACCUGCAGCAGCAGCAGGCCACGCCACUGAUGCCGCCAGGCACCUUUACCCCGCCUCCUACCACUAGCCCACCGCCCAUACCGGCCGCCAUCCCGCGCACCAACUCUCCGGCCCUGCGGCCAGACCAUCGGUACUCCAUCUACCCGGGAUUGGAGGCACUCCCGUUGCCCGCAGGUGUCGCGCCCAUGGAGCCGCCGGCAAGACCAGUCAGCCGGUUCAACCCGAACAUGAGCUUCGAUGAUAUCCUCAAGGAGAUGCCCAAAGACAAGAAAACCGGCAAGCGGUGA
Molecule: messenger RNA, 2784 nt
Organism: Penicilliopsis zonata CBS 506.65
Lineage: Eukaryota; Fungi; Ascomycota; Eurotiomycetes; Eurotiales; Aspergillaceae
Exons: 2
Coding region: 1-2784 (927 amino acids)
Source: RefSeq, a predicted model, not a curated record